Molecule: messenger RNA, 774 nt
Organism: Gongylonema pulchrum
Lineage: Eukaryota; Metazoa; Nematoda; Chromadorea; Rhabditida; Gongylonematidae
Source: the annotation of a GenBank genome assembly
AUGAUACAAAAAUACAAAGGAAAAUCGCUGGGAACGCUGCCUCCGCAUAUAUUUGCUACUGGUUUGUUUCUCAGCUUUUUCCUAUUGUUUAUAGCUGAUAAGGCUUAUCGGGAUAUGAUGCGUAACGGCGAAUCACAGUCAAUUGUCAUUUCUGGAGAAUCAGGAGCCGGUAAGACAGAGUCCCAAAAGCACAUUCUGCGCUUUUUAUGCGAAUCUUGGGGCAAAUCGCUUGGUACUAUCGAACAAAGCAUUUUGGAAAUAAGCACAAUUUUGGAGUCAUUUGGAAAUGCAAAAACAGCGCGCAAUAAUAACAGCAGCCGAUUUGGAAAAUUCAUCGAAAUACAUUUCGAUACAACGGGUACAAUUGUUGGUGGUUUUGUAUCGCAUUAUUUGCUGGAACGCUCCCGACUUUGUGGGCAGCAUACAAGCGAGCGAAAUUAUCACAUCUUUUUUCAACUGAUUGCCGGAGCUGAUGAACAAUUAGCUAACAGGCUAAAACUGACGAAACCCGAACAUUUUGAUGUUAGCUUGCAUUUGUUUUGUGCUGCUACAACUACACAAAAUGCGUUUUGUUUAAAAAUGUCGAAUGCAUAUUUAGUGGACGAUGUGGUAGAGGACUAUAAUGAUUUUCAAAAGUUGCUGCAAGCAUUCAGUCACAUCCGUGUCUCAGAUGAUGAACGAAAUGCAAUGUUUGAAGCUGUUGCUGCUGUUUUGCACCUUGGCAAUAUUAAAUUUGUUGAUGAAAUGAUCGGUUUUAAAAGUAAGUAUAUGUAG